Labrus mixtus (cuckoo wrasse) is the source of this 6233-nucleotide messenger RNA. Its product is annotated as mitogen-activated protein kinase-binding protein 1-like. The coding region runs from base 456 to 5111 and encodes 1551 amino acids. The transcript has 33 exons. Gene Ontology annotation, molecular function: protein binding. Lineage: Eukaryota; Metazoa; Chordata; Actinopteri; Labriformes; Labridae. The record is from RefSeq and is a predicted model, not a curated record.
UAGGUAAAACCGCUACAAAAGCAGUCAUUGAUGUAAUCAUAAGACCAGUGGAGACUUGAGAUUUAACUGCUGCUGUCGAUCAAGGAAACAGCUGAGUAGAAGUUUUCUCUUUGUAGUCAGAGCAACUCGCAGCGUCGAAGCAUGGAUCCACAAGUGUUGGUGGGAGAACACUGUUUGAUUUAAAGAGACAGGAGACAGCAGAGGACAACGAUAAACCCACUCAAGAGAUUAGGGUCCACUUGUCCCGGCGGCAGGAACACUGUCCGACUUUGUAAACCUCUGCUGUUUUGAGUCUCUGCCGGAGGAUUGUUGGUGGGAGGAUCGUUACAGGAGCUCAUUCACUCCUUCAGCCUGCAUGCACACUCCGCUGCUGCUCCUGCUGCUGCUGCUGCUGGUUUGUGACAGAGGACAGUGUGCAGCUAUUCUUUGAGAGGUGACCCAGGGCAGCAAACACAAUGCCAGGAGAGGGAUUCACCAUCAAAAGUAUCAGGAAUCUGCUUCGUUCCCCAUCCAUUAAACAAAGGACCUGGAAGAAGAGGAAACAAGAUCUCAGCAAGGUGACUUUAGAGAAGGUGCUGGGAAUCACUGCUUCAGGAAACUGUGGGCUGGCCUGCGACCCCCGAUCCGGACUAGUUGCCUAUCCUGCAGGGUGUGUCGUAGUCUUGCUGAACCCCAAAAAGAACAGGCAGCACCACAUUAUCACUUCAAGAAAGACCAUCACAGCUCUUUCCUUUUCCCCAGAUGGAAAGUACUUGAUCACAGGAGAGAGCGGUCACCUCCCUGCGGUGAGACUCUGGGACGUGGCAGAACGACGGCAGGUGGUUGAGCUCCAGACACACAAAUAUGGCAUCUCGUGUGUGGCUUUUUCUCCCAACGGCAAAUACAUUGUCAGUGUCGGAAACCAGCAUGACAUGAUGGUCAACGUCUGGGCCUGGAAGAAAGAUGUAGUAGUGGCUGCCAACAAGGUGUCCAGUAAGGUGACAGGUGUGUCUUUCUCAGAGGACAGCUCGUACUUUGUUACUGUUGGGAACAGACAUGUCAAGUUCUGGUAUCUGGACCACUGCAAGGCCAGUAAGGCCAGUGCUCCAGUCCCUCUGCUGGGCCGCUCGGGGCUGCUGGGAGAGCUGAGAAACAACUUCUUCUUCGACGUGGCCUGUGGGCGAGGCUCUACGUCUGACUCCACCUUCUGCAUCACCUCCUCCGGCCUGCUGUGUGAGUUUGACAGCAAAAGGAUGCUGGACAAGUGGGUGGACCUACGGACGGGUGUGGCUCAGUGUCUGUCUCUGUCGGAGGAUUUGAUCUUCUGUGGCUGUUCUGAUGGAACGGUGCGAGCCUUCAGCCAAGUUGACCUGCACUUUGUCUGCACGCUGCCCAGGCCACAUCCUCUCGGCUCUGACGUCUCAGCCAUCACAGAAGCCAGCCAUCUGUUUUCCACCAAGACGGACGCCCGUUACCCAGAUGCCAUUGCUGUAACCUAUGACCCCAUCAGCCACUGGCUCAGCUGUGUUUAUAAUGACCACAGUCUGUACGUGUGGGAUGUGAGAGAUGUCAACAGAGUGGGGAAGGUGCACUCUGCUCUCUUCCACGCCGCCUGUGUUGGAGACCUGGAGAUGUUCCCAGAUGUUCCUGGAGAAUUUGCUGCUGGUUUGACAUCCGGUGCGUUCUUUAGUUGCUCAGCCGAUAACACCAUCAGACUGUGGCGCAUAGACGACUGGACUCACUCUCAGAACAUCCUCAGCAGUGAUCUGCUGAAAAUCAUUUACGCAGAUGGAAACACCAGUGCCUUGUUGGAUCCGGAGUGUACGACUAAUGUGAACACAGACAAAGCUGGGGAUGGACAGACAGCAGAGAGCAGGGCGGGCAUCAAGACCAUCUGUGUCAGUCCAGACGGCAAACAACUGGCAUCUGGAGAUCGCAACGGGAUGCUGAGGGUUUAUGACCUCAGCAGUAUGAACGAGGUUCUGAAAGUGGAGGCCCACGAUGCAGAGAUUCUCUGUCUUGAAUACAGUAAACCAGAAACAGGCCUUAAGCUUCUGGCCACAGCUAGCAGGGACCGUCUGAUCCACGUCUUGGACGCUGAGGAUGACUACAGUCUGGUACAGACUCUCGACGAACACUCGUCAUCCAUAACAGCCGUACGCUUUGCUGCCAAUGACAACAAGGUGAGGAUGAUCAGCUGUGGGGCAGACAAGAGCAUCUAUUUCCGCACUGCACAUAAGACUGACAGAGGAACAGAGUUCAGGUGUUCCCACCACAAUGUGAGGAAGACCACACUGUACGAUAUGGGCGUAGACCCCACCUGCAAGUACGCCGCUGUCGCCUGUCAGGACCGCUGCAUCAGGAUUUUAAACAUUAGCAGUGGCAAACAGAAGAAAUUCUACAAAGGAUCUCUAAGUGAGGACGGCAGUCUGCUUAAGGUUCAACUUGAUCCUUCAGGUCAGUAUGUGGCCACCAGCUGCUCCGAUAAAAACAUCAGCAUCUUUGACUUCUUUACUGGUGAAUGUGUCGCCACCAUGUCUGGACACUCUGAGGUUGUCACUGGGAUUAAGUUUACCAACGACUGCAAACAUUUGAUCUCUGUGUCAGGCGACAGCUGUAUCUUUGUGUGGCGGCUGGCUCCAGAACUGACAAUCAGCAUGAGAGAGAGGCUCUGCCAGCUCCAACAAAACCAAAACACAUCACCCGGAAAGACCUCCAGCCUCAGGCGAGGGGUUUACAGCGCCCCCAUUCUGGGUGGUCUGUCGUCUGACAGUGACCAAGAGCAUGAGGACGAGGACGGAGGGGAGAAUGACAACCACAACGACUCAGAGGACAUCGCAACGAAUACUUCCUCUGACAGCAGCCAUGGAGAGGAGGAAACAGGUGGCUCAGAUGAAGGACACGACUGGGAGCUGACUAAGCAUGCAGACGCCAGUCAAGUAACUCCAAACCCCUCCAAGCGCCCUCGGAGACGCUGGUCUAAUCGUAUGGUCUCUCUGGAGGUGAUGGCUAAAUCAAUGCUGGACCUGAGGCAGCUCGAUUCUUUUUCUCAGAAGAAGAACCCCAACUGCCCCCGUCAUGACAAAGAGCGACAGAGCACGUCCAGCCUCCAGGAACCAGAGUUAGAGGAGAGAGUAAAGAGGCACUGGCACUGGCCACAUGCAGACUGGAUGUCCUCCCACCCAUCCAAGGGUAUCAGGGGGACUGAUGGAGCUGUGCUGUACCCGGAGGAGAACAAGAACCAUACAAGUCCACAGGGCAGUGAUUACAAGGUGAAGGAGCAGCACUGCAGGAUUAAGGGGCGAGCGAUCCGCAGUGAGAGCAUGGAGAGCCGCAGCCCUGACAGCGCCUGCUCCCUGGACUACGACAGCAGGGAGUCAAGCCCAAAUCAAGUCCUGGAUGAGUCUGCUGAUGUGGAGUCCCUGCGCCAGGACAGCUCUGAUGAGGAGAAUGAAGACACAGAGGAAGAGGAGCAAAAGACAGAAGUGACGAGUAUGGACGAGGCUCUGAGGACAGUGACAGAUACAGCUGAGCGCAGCCAAGAAGAUUUCCUCAAGCAGAACUAUGAAACACUGGCAGAGAGCUCCAGUAUGGCCGAGCAGAGCAGAGUCCCCAGGCUCAGUAUGUCUUCACGCUUUCUGGCCAGAGGACAUAAUAACAGGACUGUGCCCCCGUUUGCCAAAGUGCAUGGAAAGGAACAAGGCUGCAACUCUGCUAAGCCCCCUGUGUCAAAAGUUCGGCCCAUGAUGGAUGAUAGCCAGAGCAGAAACACGGAAGACAAGACUCCUGUGUCCCCUACCAGGAUUGUGGAGCCAAGGGUCAGUUCUCAGAAGUGUGAGAGUGCUCCAACUCUCAGACUCCUGAAGAAGAGGGGAUCCCACCUGUGGAGGUUAUCCAGUCCUCCAGUCAGAGCUCCUCUGCCGUUUGACAGUGGAUCGACUUUACAGAAAUCACUCUCUGUUCAGAAUCUGAUCUCAGACUCUCCUCACUCACCAGAGCCCUCUAGUGACCAAAGGGAGUUGUGCAAGAGACCUCAGCAGCUCUUCCUAGAUCCAGACACUGCCAGAACUUCAUUCCAAAUGCCUUCCCCUUCCUCUGGGUCCUCACACUCCCCUACAUCCCCCAUGCCCUGGGAGAGCCCCAAUCACAAGCCCCAGCAGUCCUACAUGAACCCCACCGCCAGCUCCAAUGCCAAAAGCAGCCGCUCCUCCUCUGUGGGGGAAGGUAUCAACAUCAGCUCUCCACCUUGCUCCCCUUCCUUUUCCAAGGGCAGGAGGUCAUGUUGGGAGCUGAACAUCCAUCCUCCUCUGCUCACCUCAUCCCCCGUCACUGCUUUCCCCUCUACCGCCUCCUCGACAUCAUCCCUCUUAUCAUGUCCUCCGUCAAACAGUCCCUCUCCGACUCAUCCCCAUCAUACAGCUGCAGUUUCACCCAGUCCUUUCACCCAGAACCCCCCACCCUCUGGCAUCCCUGUCCCCAAACAGAUUCUCAGCCCCCGGCGCAGCCUCGGCGUGGAUGCGAUACCCACCUCAAGUUGGUCUGGAGGCUCAGUUAGGGGUUCUAAUCCUACAAUAAACUCUGGAUGUGAAGCUGCAGCGACACAAGGACACAGAGCUCUGGGCAGGCGGCUCUCUCUACGAGUUGAUCCAUGUAUUCCAAGUUCAUCCCGAGCAAAGCCGAAGAGAGGCUCGGGUCCAGAGAUUGCUAAGGAGCCAGCACAGGUGGCUGUAACCAAAGAGUACCCUCUGGUGCCUGAAAAGACCCACAUAUCAAGCGCUGACCCCCAGCCAGAUCUCUCCAUCACCGUGGAAACUUGUCGGCAGGCUGUUUCUGAGCUUCACAGCAGUCUGAGGAAAACCGUCACGCUCUACACUAAGGUGCUACAGUGUGGCCAGGAUUCCAGCAAGGAUCAACAAGAAAUGAGGGGUCUCCUGUCCAACACUCUGUUCACUGUUAAAGCAGAGCUGGACUCUCUGCCUCACCUCCCCUCCUCCCCUUCCUCCUCCUCCUCUCAGUGUGAGGGUCUCCGAGUGGACCAAGGAGUGGAGGGGGAGAAAGCUCUGGCUCUGCUGGAGCAGUACGCUGAGCUGUUGCUGAAGUCUGUGGAGAGGAGACUGGACACCAAGACCUGAGGAGAGGUGCUGAUGUGUAUGUACACACAUCAAUGAAAACGGACUCAUGCAGCACUUUGAAUGGCACACUUGUUGUUUGCACAGAGAACUAAUAUGUGGACUGAAUGCAGAUGAGACUUUGAUAUAUUUGGAGAAGCAGAGAGAAGUGAAUGAUGAGUUUUAUGCACUGAACAAAGAGAGAUUUAAAAUAGACGCCUUAUUUAUCUUUGCAAUAACUCUUCUUUUUUCAUUACACAUUUUUUGAAUCAAGUGUGAUAAAUAAUAAUUGUAACAAAGAAACAUACAAGGAAGUUCCUAAAAUGCAUCAGUACUUUUCUGUUUUUCUGUUUCUGUAAGUGAUUGCAUUUAGUCUAAAAGCUCAUUAGAAUCAACAGAGCAGUGCUCCUCAAAGUGUGGGGCGUGGCCUCAAGGGGGUGUGUGGCAACUUGAGAGGGGGAUGUGCAGAUGCAGGUGGCAUGAGCAGGGGCGUGGCCGGAUGGUUUGAAAGGGCUCCCCUUCAAAUCUGAAAGGCCAUCCCAGAUGUUAAACCAUGAUUGGCUGUUUCCCUUAUCUGAGGUGGGAUUUAUGUUAAAACAACUAUUUUGGCUGUGUUACAAUAGGCUACUAUUAGGCGCUGUGUAUUUCAGUACGAAAAAUACACCGAUUUUUUGCAUGACGUCGGGGUUAGCUGAUGUGAGAAUGCAGAAAGUAAUAUUCAGGAAAAUUUGCAACGAGCGAAUGGGAGGAGGUGGUGACGUUUAUAUCAUGCGACCUGUGCAUGACCAUAGACUGUAUGCAGGCAACCGGUGCAAUCUCCAUGGACGUAACCAAACUGCUUCAUUAUGUUUCCUGUUCCCCAGUAUGUUCUUCUCCACUCUUCUGUUGAUAUUUUCAAAGUGUUGAACUACACAUAGCGUUGAUAUAAAGGCAACAAUUCAAAUUUUUUCAUAACAGAUGUUUUUCUUCAGACCCCUUCUACUGGGGAACCAGACGCUCUUUUAUAUGUUAUUUGAAAAUGGAUAUGUUUGUGGGGGGUUACAGGAGGUGAAGAAAUUGUUUUAUUUAGGCAAGGUAAAAAAUGUUGUUUAGAUUUUCUCAUUUGUAUGUUUUGCAAAUGAAAAAUCAGUUUUCACUGCUUUUUGU